AUUGUGCCAUUUAGCUAACAGAAAACUGAUUUUUAAGAAUAUUUUACCUGCUACAUUGAAUACCAUCGGGUCUACAGUUAUUGCUAACUUUUUACUUCCUGCAAUAACAACUCAUUAUUAGGUACUGUUUUUUUUAUAUUAUUUUUUUCACAAUUUGUUUUUGGUCUAAACUUAAUGUCUAACUUAUGGUAAACAAAAGUGUGAAACAUAUUUAUCAGUAUUAACGAACUUCUAGCACCUUUAAUGUAACAACUAUUUUGACUGUGAACAAAUAAGCUGAAUCUUCCGUGUUCGAUAUAAGCCCCGCCCCUCUCCCCGUCUGUGUAACUGACGUCGACACUAAUGCACUGUACCUGUGCUGCAGGUGAACGACGGCAAAAUACCGGAAACACCCGCUUUUACGCCCUGAGAGCGGGGUUUUGGAUUCGGUUGACCAAAAAGCACCGACACACGAUGAAAACAUGAUGGGUGAUCACAUGAAAACUCAGCUGGUGAACGCCAUCCACCUGCAGGAGGUGGAAAUGCAGGAGAAAUCGAAGCAGAUCGCAAACCACAGCAGCGGUGACGCCGAGCUCACGUACACUGUGGAAGACGCAGUUGAAACCAUAGGCUUUGGUCGAUUUCACAUCCUCCUCUUCUGUAUCAUGGGGAGUGCAACAAUUGUAGAGGCCAUGGAGAUCAUGCUGUUGGCCGUCGUCUCUCCUGAAAUUCGCUGCGAGUGGCAUCUACAGGACUGGCAGGUCGCACUCGUCUCCACUAUGGUGUUCCUCGGUUUCAUGCUCUGUGGUGUUUUGAGCGGAUACAUUUCUGACAGAUAUGGACGCUGGAAGGUAGUGUUUGGAGGAUUUGUGUGGAGCGCCUACUUCUCCCUCCUCACCUCCUUCGCUCCAACAUAUAGUUGGUUCAUCUUCCUGCGCAGCCUGGUUGGCUGUGGGGUCGCAGCAGUGUCACAGGGGUUCGUGUUGAAGACGGAGUUCAUCCCAGCUAAGCACCGAGCUAAUCUUCUCCCUCUGGCCACUAUCUUCUGGAUGUUGGGCUCCAUGCUUAUCAUCCUCCUGGGAAUGGAAGUGGUGCCGACGCUGGGCUGGAGGUGGAUGAUCAGGAUCUCGGUGGCUCCCAGUAUUCUCCUCAUCUUUCUCUUCAAGUUUAUUCCAGAAUCUGCUCGCUACAAUGUGUCGGCAGGAAAUGUGGAUGAAGCCGUUAGAACUCUGCAGUGGAUCGCCAAAAUGAACCGCGUGUCACUUCCCGAGGGACGACUGGUGGAAAAGGCCGAGGAAUCCCGGGGCAGCUGGAAGAUCCUGCUCAGUCCAGCCCUCAGGAGAACAUCUUUGCUCCUCUGGUGCUCAUGGUUCGUGGCUUCCUUUGCCUACUACGGUUCUGUUCUGAGCAGUUCGGAGCUGCUGGAGAAAAACUUAUUAUGUGUGAUAGACCCGGACGAGGAACACUCAGUGAAGCACCGCCAUGAGGACUCACUGUGUUACUGCAUCCCAUUUGCACAAAGUGACUACCAGACUCUGAUGAUCAGCUGCCUGGGAGAGUUUGGAUUGAUCCCUUUAAACAUCUGUUUGCUGAAUGUGUGCGGUCGAAGGAGAACUCUGACGAUUCUGCAGCUCCUGGCGGCGGUUCUGUUUAUGUUGCUCAGCAUCUGCACAACGAUGUUUGGCUUCACGGUGCUGCUGUUCCUGGUCCGGGCCUCGGUUUCUAUGAACUUCAAUGCAGUUUAUAUUUACACAGCUGAGGUUUAUCCCACUGUGGCUCGAUCACUGGGGAUGGGUUUCUGCACGUCCUUCAGUCGUAUCGGAGGGAUGAUUGCGCCUUUUAUCGCUCAGGUGCUGAUGUCUGAGUCAGUGAUUCUGGCUCUGAGUCCGUUUGCUGUGGCUUGCUUCAUAUGUGGGCUAGCAAACUUUCUGCUUCCAAUAGAAACGAAAGGGCGCGCCCUGCUGGUGAGAGUUUCAAUCCUUUUUUUAAAAAAAAAAGAAAAUCUAAUCACAACUAACAGUUUAUUAAAAGUAUAAUUUUCUUUAUUUUUCAGCAAAACUCAUGACAACAUCUUCAGUUCAAACGUUUAUUUUUUUUGUUCAGGUCAGAAGUGUCUGUUAUGCUUAUGAAUGUGUUUUUAUUUAUUUAAUAAUGAGAGCAUUGAACACACCGGAAGCUAAAACUGCUGUUUAUAUUUUACCUUUUGAGAAAACUGUGUACAGAAAUUCUAAUUAAAUCAGGACCAAUGGAGAACAGUAAUCCUAAUUUUUCUAUGGCAACAAAGAGCAAGAGGUUAACCAAAAGAUGGUUAAAAACACUUAAAAUCAUCUAAAAUUAGACUGAAGAUCGUACGUUGUUUUUUCAGUUUAGCCAAGAGUGACUGUAAAUCUGCAAUGAACAAAAUGUUGAUUAAAAGACUUUUUGAAGUUCUUGAAAAGUUAGGUCGAGGUUAGCUAAUAGUCAAAAGAGAGCUCAAAAUGAGUCAAAUUUAGUUUAUAUCUAUCACUGAGAUAUAAACAGUCUAAAUACAAUUAAGGCAAGUGUUCAGUUGACCCUGAAUCAAAUUUAAAUGUCAGCCAAUUGAAAUUGAAUGACAGUUAUAAUAUUUAGUGUUUACUUAGUGUAAAAAGCAAAACAAAAAUACAGGUCAAACAUAACUAGCUACUUACGUUAGCUAACGCUAUUUUACCAAAUCACUGACAGCAGUUACUGUUUAAUCAUGAGGAUAAUAUUUUGGUUUUCUUUGUUUUAAGUUACAAUGAGAUCAUUGUAAAAAAAAUAGAAUAUUCGGAUUUUUGUUUUUGUGGUUUUAUGGUAUAGUUUUAUUUGUUUGGUAAAUGUUUACUCUCUGUGUCCUUGUUUUUCUGUUAGUGUUGUUCUGAUAAGAGUCAUCAAAUGUUUACCCUUUUUAAAUUCAUUGACUGUGAACUUUUAUUUUGUGUUUAAUUAAAUCUGGUUGAAAUGA
Molecule: messenger RNA, 2944 nt
Organism: Cynoglossus semilaevis (tongue sole)
Lineage: Eukaryota; Metazoa; Chordata; Actinopteri; Pleuronectiformes; Cynoglossidae
Gene: svopl
Product: SVOP-like
Exons: 15
Coding region: 462-2015 (517 amino acids)
Biological process (GO): transmembrane transport
Cellular component (GO): membrane
Molecular function (GO): transmembrane transporter activity
Source: RefSeq, a predicted model, not a curated record